This is a messenger RNA of Solanum stenotomum, 1265 nucleotides long. Its product is annotated as transcription factor bHLH30-like. The record is from RefSeq and is a predicted model, not a curated record. Gene Ontology annotation, biological process: regulation of DNA-templated transcription. The coding region runs from base 266 to 1093 and encodes 275 amino acids. The transcript has 2 exons. Gene Ontology annotation, molecular function: DNA-binding transcription factor activity; protein dimerization activity. NCBI's taxonomy places the organism in Eukaryota, Viridiplantae, Streptophyta, Magnoliopsida, Solanales, Solanaceae.
AAAAACCAAACUUAUCUCAUUUUCUCACUUGCUCAUACCACAAACCAAACUCACAAAAUUUAGUAACAAAAAAAAAUAAUCCAAAUUUCAGUCAAAUCAAUAUCUCUGACCAAAAUUUUUGUGAAGAAUAUUUGUCAAAGAAUCUUCAGAACAUUUUUCAGAAAAAAAACCUCUUAAUCAACAAUCUUUAUUUUGUUAUAUAUCAUCAUCAUAUAUUCUUCCUUUUUUUCUUCAUCAAGAUUCCACCUUUUUUUAAAAAAAAAAAAUGUAUCAAUUUCCAAGUUUUUAUGAACUAGGUAACACUUGUUCAGAUUCAUAUAAUAAUUUUCUUCAAGAAAUUAUAAAUUCAUCAUCAAAUGAAAUGUUUAAUAAUAUUAAUAAUUUGGAAAGUUCAAGUGUUAGUCCAAGAUCAAUGGCUGAAGCUAAAGCAAUUGCAGCUAAUAAAAGUCAUAGUGAAGCUGAGAGAAGGAGAAGAAAAAGAAUCAAUGGACAUCUUGCUACUCUUAGGAAUCUACUUCCUAACACUAUCAAAACAGACAAGGCCUCUUUACUAGCAGAGGCAGUAAGGUGUGUAAGGGAACUAAAGCAGACAACAUCAGAACUAGGAGCAACAACAACAAUGUCGGAAAACGACGACGACGAUGAUCACACGACAUUAAUGACAAAAUUAAUGUUUCCGAGUGAAUCGGAUGAAUUAAACCUAAGUUAUUGUAACGAUAGUAAUAAUAACAAUAGUGAUAAUAACAACUCGGAGUACGAUGGAGCAAUAAUAAUAAAAGCAUCAAUGUGUUGUGAGGAUAGGCCAGAAAUUAUGAUGGAAUUAAGAAGGGCAUUGAGUACAGUAGAAGGAAAAAUUGUAAGGGCAGAAAUGUCAACAGUAGGAGGAAGAAUUAAGUGUAUUUUGUGGCUAGAAAUGUUAGAAAAUGGAUGCAAAGAAGGGCUAUUAGUGCAAUUGAGAAGGGCAUUAAAAGUGGUUAUGGACAAGGCAAAUUUUGGCCCACAAAAUAUGGGGCAAGAUUUGUUGGGAAAUAAUAAAAGGCCACGUUUAGUAGGGGGACCAAUGAAUUAUGUUUGCAAAAAUGGACAGCUCUAAAGAGACAAAGAUUUGUGGACAUAAUGAGCAAAAGAUGUUAAUUGUGGAAAAAAAGUUUGUAAGUGUUUUGUUUUUUGGUUUGUCUCUUCUUCUUUUUCUUUUUCAUUGAGUGGUUUUUGUAUGAUUAUUUUAAUAUUUGGAUUUGUGUUUAAGUUAGGAGUCGUUUGGUGGA